Messenger RNA from Rhipicephalus microplus (southern cattle tick), 1611 nucleotides. Its product is annotated as heme A synthase COX15. The record is from RefSeq and is a predicted model, not a curated record. NCBI's taxonomy places the organism in Eukaryota, Metazoa, Arthropoda, Arachnida, Ixodida, Ixodidae. Gene Ontology annotation, cellular component: mitochondrial inner membrane. Gene Ontology annotation, molecular function: oxidoreductase activity, acting on NAD(P)H, heme protein as acceptor. Gene Ontology annotation, biological process: heme A biosynthetic process.
GGUCGUAAAACACGCUGCAACGCGUUUUGCCGGUCGAUUUCGGUCUUGGUUUCGCUGGUGUCGUCCCGGCUGCGUGCGAAAACAUUAGUGUUCGGCGGGUGUUCUUCACUUUGGCUUGGCAAAGCUGACAUUGAAGCAGUGUGCUGCGUUCCUUGCGAUCGCUGUUUAUCACUAUAAAAAUGAGCCCAUUCGCGUUCUGCUAUUAAACUCAUCGUUCGGAGUGACCCGUCCACAAAAGUGCUGUGCCUCAUGUGUCUCUAGAAAAUUAGUCAUUUUUAAUCAAGUGGCGCACCGUUUCUCGGUGCAACUGGCCAUAUACUAUGAAUGUGUCGCAGCGUUGUUUCUACUUGAGCGCCUUCAAACCCAGCUGCAGAGCGAUCUUGUUUCGGCAAGACGUGCAACAUCGCAUGCUGGCGCAUAGAAAAUGCAAGCCCAUACUUCAGACGAUCGGCCGGCGACUCCAAGUGACAAUCGCACAACCAGCGACCGAACAGCUGACGGAGAAGUCUCAGAGAGCUGUAGGAAAGUGGCUCCUUGCCUGCAGUGGCAUGGCCUUCGGUUCCAUCGUGCUAGGAGGUGUCACGAGGCUCACGAAAUCUGGCCUUUCAAUGGUGCACUGGAACCCAUUUGCAGAAUUUCCGCCUUUCGGACAACAGCAGUGGGAGCAGGAGUUUCUGAAGUACCAAGAAUAUCCGGAGUACAAAGCGUUCAACCAGGAGAUGACACUGGCCGAGUUCAAGCGCAUUUGGUACAUUGAAUACCUUCAUCGUAUGUGGGGCCGCACUAUUGGUGCAGUGUUUUACACUGGUGCUGCCUGGUUCUGGUGGCGGGGCUACCUGAGUCGCCGGGCAAAGGUGCACGUUGGCCUUCUAGCUGUGGGGCUGGCUUUUCAGGGGUUCCUUGGUUGGUACAUGGUCAAAAGUGGCCUCCAGGACCAACCUCAUGUAAGCCAGUACCGUUUGGCUGCUCACCUAGGCACUGCGUUGGUCUGGUACAGCCUGGCGUUUUGGUCUGGCAUCUCCCAUCUGUCAACCCAGCCCAUGCAUGCUUCUGCACUGAUGUCAGCAACCGUGCAGAGGUGCGCCCACGGAGUCCUCGGGUUGGUGUUUGUCACUGCCAUGUCGGGCGCAAUCGUGGCAGGCUUGCGAGCAGGCCUCGUCUACAACUCCUUUCCCAAGAUGGCUGAUCGCUGGGUGCCCUCCGAUAUAAUGGCACUUGAACCCAAGCUGCGCAACUUCACCGAAAACCCAACAACUGCCCAAUUCGACCACCGAAUACUGGGUGAAAGUGUGGUGGUCCUUGUGACUAGCCUCUGGCUUUGGGGCAGGAGGCAACCACUACCACCUCGUGCAAAGAAGGCACUGCACUGUCUUCUAGCAGCAGCUUGGCUCCAAGCUACCCUGGGAGUCUCCACCCUCUUGACGUAUGUUCCUGUAUCACUCGCAUCAUCACACCAGGCAGGAGCGGUCACCCUGCUCUCAGUGGCCCUGUGGCUAACCCACGAGCUCAAGCUGCUCAGGAGGAUACCAAAGUGAAUACGCAAGGCCACCUAAGUUUGCUAAAGUAUGUAUUAUUGUACCAUGUGACAAGAAUAAAACUUCCCAGAAGUGA